Messenger RNA from Ostertagia ostertagi, 297 nucleotides. NCBI's taxonomy places the organism in Eukaryota, Metazoa, Nematoda, Chromadorea, Rhabditida, Trichostrongylidae. The record is from the annotation of a GenBank genome assembly.
UUCAUUGGUCUGCUAGGGAGAAUAUUUCACUUCGUGCAAGCAGAUGUCCGCGAGAAAACCAACAAGUUACUCGAUCUCCGUGAAAAGAAUCCGGAUUCUUACCGUAGCGUGAAGUCGAUGGUUACGUUCGAGAACGAGCAACGACACUAUCCUGGGUCGAAAGCGCUUCUUGGCCUACACAGAGCACUGGAGUUCAUCGCUGCGUUCAUCGCAGCUCUUGCUGAAAGCAGCAAUGAAGAUAGCGUCGCCUCAAUAUGUCGCAAAAGCUACGAGGGCACGCUGUCCAGGUAUGUCUUU